CAGCUGUGCAGAGCAGAGACACAAACACACAGUCUGUUAGAGACAGACAUAACUCUGACAGACUUUAUCGUCCACGCUGCAGACGGCUCACGCCAGAGGAAGAAGAAGAAGAAAAGAGAGGAGGAGGAUGCUGCAGAGGAGAGGACUGAUGGAUCACAGGGGGGACAGGAACAGGGCAGUGCUGGUGUCGGUGGCACAGUUUGACCACGGGGUGCAGCUGGGGAGGAGACCAGGAGCCCAGAGGGACACCAAGAGACUCCACCGCACCCUCAGCAAGCUGGGCUUCAAGGUGGACAUCCACAGCGACCUCAGCGGGGAUGAGAUCUAUGAGCUGUUCCUCAAAGAGAGCAGGCGGCCUGUGAAGGACUGUUUCCUGGCUGUCUUGUCGUCUCACGGGGACGAGGGCUGCGUGUUCGGAGCUGAUGGAAAACCUGUCCAACUGUCGCGUGUCUUCACAUAUUUUGACAAUGAAUACAUGGACAAGAAGACCAAAGUCUUCCUCAUACAGGCGUGUCGGGGAUCUGGUCUGGAUGAUGGCGUGGAGGUGGACUCAGCUGCUGACAUCACGGCGUGCAGUGUCUCCCAGCACCUCUCUGUUCCUAUAGACACAGCUGUGAUGUACGCCACGCCACCAGGUUACGGAGCGUUCAUGCACCCGCUGGGAUCCGUCUUCCUGAAGACGUUCUGCUCGUUACUAAAGGACGAAGACAAUCGUAACCUGGAGCUGACGCGCCUGAUGACCCGCCUCUCCCACAGCGUGGCCUACAACUUCCAGGCCACAGGUGGCGCUCUGGCCAGGAAGAAAGAGAUGCCAUGUCUCCUGACGCGACUGACCAGAGAAGUGUUCCCCUUCGCUGAGGCGGAGAAAGGCAGCGGGGCGGCGGCGGCGGCGGCAGGUCUCUCAGCCACCUCGCUGGUGGCCACUGAGAAGGUGUGGACACGGACUCCGUCCAUCAGUUAGACUGCAGCAGCAGAUUGAAGGGGACUGCAUUUGGACAUAUGGAGACAAUCACCUGAUGGACAUUUCUGUCCUCAGAAGAGACAAACCUGUUGGUCAUUUCCUCACGCUCUCUGACUUCCUGUAGGAAAGACGCCAUGGAGGAAAUGUCUGCUGAAGUCUUGUGGACAUAUUGUCCACUCCCUGGACUCUGUCAUAUAUUUCUAUGGAACACUUUAUUUAACAAACUGAAGUAAACGAACAAUAAAAAAUUCACAUCAUGUUUGAACUCGAAUCUUUUCAGACAAAUGUUAAACGUGAUGACACGUUUCUGUCUGUGAGGCCGCACAAAGAAACUCAGUGAAAACACAACAUGUGAAUCUGUGACUCUGCUCCGAGUGUCUCGAGUGUCGGAGUUCUGUUAGAGACAAAUUAAUGUCCUCACAACAGCUUUAACUUCAGUCCAUUAGCAUGACACAACAAGCUUUUAGCUGCAGCCCCAGUGUUAGCAUGACAUUACAAGUUGCAACCUGUUAGCUUUAGCCUCAGUCCAAAUAGUCAAAACAUAUUUAAGACCUAAAUUAUCCAGUUAAUUAGCUUAUAAUUACUCAGUGAUCUGUAACAUUAGAAAUUAUGGAAGGAUUAUUCAACUCAGGACAGGAAGUCAGAGACUGACAGACUCAGGUGAAACAUGUUAGUCUGUCAGGUAAAAUAAAUAAAGGACUGGAACAUGUA
This is a messenger RNA of Epinephelus lanceolatus (giant grouper), 1672 nucleotides long. Its product is annotated as caspase-3-like. NCBI's taxonomy places the organism in Eukaryota, Metazoa, Chordata, Actinopteri, Perciformes, Serranidae. Gene Ontology annotation, biological process: proteolysis. Gene Ontology annotation, molecular function: cysteine-type endopeptidase activity. The record is from RefSeq and is a predicted model, not a curated record.